CAAUUUUUGAAGAGUUUAUGUAUCCUAUAAAUUAUAGGUCAUUCAAAGAAGCUGCAGUCAAAGGUAGAACUUCUACAAAUCGGUACAAAACUACAAAAUGGAUUAUUUGUCCGUGUCCGAUGCAAGUGGGAAAUGUGGAAAGUGGUUAUUACGUGUUAAGAUUCAUGUAUGACAUCAUCUCUUCCAAGACAAAUAAAGACUCCAUGAGCAAGGUGUUUGGUCCUUAUGAUAAAUACACAAAAGGAGAUCUGGAUGUUAUAAGAGGGAUGUGGUGUAAAGCGUUGUGCAAAUGUAGUUUAUGAUGACAGUAUGAGUCGUAUGACACUUGCAUAAUUUGGUGUUUAGGAUGAUACUUUGAGAGUUUA
Molecule: messenger RNA, 365 nt
Organism: Cuscuta europaea
Lineage: Eukaryota; Viridiplantae; Streptophyta; Magnoliopsida; Solanales; Convolvulaceae
Source: the annotation of a GenBank genome assembly